AAAGAGGAGAAGGAAGCAUUAGCAAUGAUAAAUCGAAUAGAUAGUAAAGGUAGAGAAAUAAAGAUUCAAUAUCACGACUUUGACCUUUCUGAAGAUGACAAAAGACAAAUAAGGAUUAAACUACAAGAAUUUAUUCCGAUGUACAAAAAAGUUGACGAAAUAUUGCCAUACAUUUGGCAUUAUACAAGAUCAUGUCAAGGAACAUAUCGCCUAUUAAGUAUGAAAUACAUGGUAGAAGAUCAAUUAAACGCACUACCCUCUGGAAAAUAUCUAGUUAAACCGGAUCUUUCGUAG
Molecule: messenger RNA, 294 nt
Organism: Racocetra fulgida
Lineage: Eukaryota; Fungi; Glomeromycota; Glomeromycetes; Diversisporales; Gigasporaceae
Source: the annotation of a GenBank genome assembly